Caenorhabditis sp. 36 PRJEB53466 is the source of this 1596-nucleotide messenger RNA. The record is from the annotation of a GenBank genome assembly. NCBI's taxonomy places the organism in Eukaryota, Metazoa, Nematoda, Chromadorea, Rhabditida, Rhabditidae.
AUGUACGGGAACGAUCAGUGCAAGGUAAGCGUUGAGGACUUUGAUUCAAUUAAACUCGAAAAGGCAUUCAGGUAUCGAAUGCCCCAGUGCCGGAGCCGAUGGGCGUGAUCUGCGCGGCGGUCUAUCUGAUCGUGAUGUUCGUGUUCAUUCCGAUCCCGUUCCUCGAGUGGAUCGGCCACGAAGCAGAGUUUCCGCACGAGAAGCUGCUCGCCGUCCUCUCCGGGCUCAUCUCCAUCUCGACGGCCAUUCUGCUCGGCUUCGCAGACGAUAUGCUCGAUUUGCGGUGGAGACACAAACUCCUGUUUCCCACUCUCAGCUCGCUUCCACUCCUCAUGGUUUACUACGUGUCUGGUGAGCACUUUGGGCGAGGAAAUGGGUGGAAACCUGGGAAAAGGCUUAAAGGAGAAGUAGUUUAUUUUUCAAUCUAAUGCAGUAGUAAGCCAAACGAUAUGAUUCGUUGAUUCAACGAACGACUUUUGGCUUUUUUAUGAAAUGAAGGCGCCUAAAAGUGCUGAAUCUGCAGGAAACUCGACGACGGUGAUCGUACCGUCGAUAGUCCGUCACCUGCUGCAGCCGUGGAUCCUCCUUCCGAUCACCAUCAACAUCUCAUUCGUCUACUACAUUUUCAUGGGAAUGGUCAUCGUGUUCUGCACAAACGCCAUCAACAUUCUGGCCGGUUUGUCUAUCGCGUGGACUUCUUCUGGAAAUAAAACACAGAAUUUUAGGUGUGAACGGACUCGAAAGCGGACAAUCUCUCGUCAUCUCGGCGUCGGUCAGCUUGUUCAAUGUCGUUCAGGUACUUUUUCCAUUUCAAUGUCCUCAAAAUUCGGCUCAUUUCCGUCAAUUUCGAGCAAGAAGCAGCGAAAUGAAAGCGUUCAACUUUUGACCCCAAUUCCACGAUAAAGAUGCUCUUCAUCGAUAUUUAAAACGAAAAAGUGUUUGCAGCUGGUGCGUCUGGAAUCGGAGAACUCGACGGGCUUCUGGCACCACAUAAUCUCGCUCUACUUCCUGCUCCCGUUCACCGCCUGCACCGCCGUCCUGUUCUACUUCAACAAGGUUCUUUCCUCCCCCCUCUUUCUUCCUAUUUUUUCUACAAUAUCCGUUUCUCUUCAGUACCCGUCGCGCGUGUUCGUCGGCGACACCUUCUGCUACUGGUCCGGAAUGACGUUGGCCGUCGUCUCGAUCCUCGGCCAUUUCAGCAAAACGCUCAUGCUCUUCUUCAUUCCACAAGUACGCCCUUUUCAGAUGGAUCAUCCCAGAAAACUCUAAUUUUAAGAUCGUCAACUUCGUGUACAGUACCCCUCAACUGUUCCACCUCGUGCCGUGUCCCCGACAUCGACUGCCAAAGUACGACCCCAAAACAGAUACGGUACAUUCUAGUGGAGUGUCUCUUUUUUUAAAUCAUUUUCAAGUGUUCAGGUCAGUAUGAGCGUGGCGGAAUUCAAGAAAAGCGAGCUGAAAACGUUGGGAAAAGCGUUUUUGGCGAUUUGUCGAGCGGUCGGAAUGCUCCACAUGGAAGAGUUUGAAAGGACGGAGACAGGUAAGUAUUGGGAAAAUGCUUGAAUUUAUCGACAACUUGCAGUUACGUGCGCAUAA